AUGUAUAUCUUGAUAACUAUCUGUCUAACUCAUCUAUCUAUCUAUCUAUCAAUCUAUCUAUCUAUCUAUCUAUCUAUCUAUCUAUCUCACUCUGUUCAUACAUAUGUCUUUUCUUACUUCCUCUCUUUCUCUUUUUGUCGUCUAGGGGCUUGGCUGACGAUUAAGCAGAAAAUGCGUUCCCUCUCUCUUUCGUCUUGGUAUAACAGCACUUUCGCUCGAGAUGGUCUGUUCUUUCUUUCUUUUCCCUCUCGUGCUUUGAUAAAGGGCUUGGUGACAGUUGAAACUGCUUUCUUUCUCCUCGAUAUAGCGGCGUUCCGCAUGCGUCGUCAAACGGGUCCAUCCAUUCCACUCGGAGACUAUUUCUCCUCACAAUUUCGCGAACACAUCCUUUCAGCCCAUAUGCCGAGACAUUCGCCAGACGUCCUACCGGCCCGCAGGCGUAGGCCAAGACUAACUUUUCCGUUUCACUAUUCACUCUGUUCCUUCUCUUUUCUACCUUACUUACUGCCUUUCGUUCUUUCUUUAAACAAUUCCAACCUUUCUAUACAGACUCAGUUCCUUCUUUCUUUUUUCUUUCUUUCCUUUCUUUUUCUUUCUUUCUUUCUUUCUUUCUUUCCUUUCUUUCUUUCUUUUUUUAAACCUUUCCAACCUGUUUUCUAUACAGACUUAAUUCAGUUCUUUCUUUCUUUUUCUACUUUCUAUACAGACUCUGUUAAUUCCUUCCUUUCUUUCUUUCUUUGUUUAAACAAUUCCAACCUUUCUAUACAGACUCAGUUCCUUCUCUUUUCUACCUUAAUUCCUUUCUUUCUUUCUUUCUUUCUUUCUUUCUUUCUUUCUUUAAACAAUUCCAACCUUUCUAUACAGACUCUGUUCCUUCUCUUUUCUACCUUAAUUCCUUUCUUUCUUUCUUUCUUUCUUUCUUUCUUUAAACAAUUCCAACCUUUCUAUACAGACUCUGUUCCUUCUCUUUUCUACCUUAAUUCCUGCCUUUCUUUCUUUCUUUCAAUUCCAGCCUUUCUUACAGACUCUACUCUGUUCCUUCUCUUUUCUACCUUAAUUCCUUUCUUUCUUUCUUUCUUUAAACAAUUCCAACCUUUCUAUACAGACUCUGUUCCUUCUCUUUUCUACCUUAAUUCCUUUCUUUCUUUCUUUCUUUCUUUCUUUCUUUCUUUCUUUCUUUCUUUAAACUCUUUCCAACCUUUCUAUACAGACUCUACUCUGUUCCUUCUCUUUUCUACCUUAAUUCCUGCCUUUCUUUCUUUCUUUAAACAAUUCCAACCUUUCUAUACAGACUCUGUUCCUUUCUUUUCUUUAAUUCCUUUUCUUUCUUUCCUUUCUUUAAAGACUCCAACCUUUGUUCCUUCUCUUUUCUACCUUAAUUCCUUUCUUUUCUUUUCUUUCUUUCUUUCUUUUAAACAACCUUUCUAUACAGACUCUACUCUGUUCCUUCUCUUUUCUACCUUAAUUCCUUUCUUUCUUUCUUUCUUUAAACAAUUCCAACCUUUCUAUACAGACUCUACUCUGUUCCUUUCUUUACAGACUCUGUUUCCUUUCUUUUCUUUACUUUCUUUCUUUCUUUUCUUUCUUUUCUUUAAACAAUUCCAACCUUUCUAUACAGACUCUGUUCUCUUUUCUUCUUUUCUACCUUUAAUUUCCUUUCUUUCUUUCUUUCUUUCUUUCUUUCUUUCUUUCUUUUUCUUUCUUUCUUUUAAACAAUUCCAACCUUUCUAUACAGACUCUGUUCCUUCUCUUUUUCUACUUUCUUUAAUUCUUUCUUUCUUUCUUUCUUUCUUUCUUUCUUUAAACAAUUCCAACCUUUCUAUACAGACUCUGUUCCUUCUCUUUUUUAAUUUUCUUUUUCUUUCUUUCUUUCUUUCUUUCUUUCUUUUUUCUUUAAACAAUUCCAACCUUUCUAUACAGACUCUGUUCCUUCUCUUUUCUACCUUAAUUCCUUUCUUUUCUUUCUUUCUUUUCUUUUUUCUUUCUUUCUUUCUUUCUUUCUUUCUUUCUUUAAACAAUUUCCAACUCUUUUCUAUACAGACUCUACUGUUUCCUUCUCUUUUCUACCUUAAUUCCUUUCUUUCUUUCUUUCUUUCUUUCUUUUUCUUUCUUUCUUUCUUUUCUUUCCAACCUUUCUUUAAAGACUCCACAGACUCUGUUCCUUCUCUUUUCUACCUUAAUUCCUUUCUUUCUUUCUUUCUUUACAGAUUUCUUUCUUUUCUUUCUUUAAACAAUUCCAACCUUUUCUAUACAGACUCUACUCUGUUCCUUCUCUUUUCUACCUUAAUUCCUUUCUUUCUUUCUUUCUUUAAACAAUUCCAACCUUUCUAUACAGACUCUGUUCCUUCUCUUUUCUACCUUAAUUCCUUUCUUUCUUUCUUUCUUUCUUUCUUUCUUUCUUUCUUUCUUUCUUUCUUUAAACAAUUCCAACCUUUCUAUACAGACUCUACUCUGUUUCCUUCUCUUUUCUACCUUUUCCUUUCUUUCUUUUUUCUUUCUUUCUUUUCUUUCUUUCUUUCUUUCUUUAACUUGUUCCUUUCUUUUCAGACUCUUUUCCUUUUCUUUUCUUUCCUUUCUUUUCUUUCUUUCUUUCUUUCUUUUCUCUUUCUUUCUUUAAACAAUUCCAACCUUUCUAUACAGACUCUGUUCCUUCUCUUUUCUACCUUAAUUCCUUUCUUUCUUUCUUUCUUUAAACAAUUCAACCUUUCUAUACAGACUCUACUCUGUUCCUUCUCUUUUCUAACUUUCUUUCUUUCCUUUCUUUCUUUUUUUUCUUUCUUUAAACAAUUCCAACCUUUCUAUACAGACUCUACUCUGUUCCUUCUCUUUUCUACCUUAAUUUCCUUUCUUUCUUUCUUUCUUUCUUUUUCUUUUCUUUCUUUCUUUUUUCUUUCUUUAAACAAUUCCAACCUUUUAUACAGACUCUACUCUUUCUUUCUUUUUUCUUUUCUUUCUUUUAAACAAUUUCAACCUUUCUAUACAGACUCUCUUUCCUUCUUUUCAAUUUUAAUUCCUUUCUUUCUUUUCUUUCUUUUUUCUUUCUUUCUUUCUUUUCUUUCUUUCUUUCUUUUUAAACAAUUCCUUCUUUUCCAGACUCUGUUCCUUUCUUUCUUACAGACUCUUUCUUUCCUUCUCUCUUUCUUUCUUUUCUUUCCUUUUCUUUUCUUUCUUUUCUUUAAACAAUUCCAACCUUUCUAUACAGACUCUACUCUGUUCCUUCUCUUUUUCUUUAACCUUAAUUUCUUUCUUUUUUUCUUUCUUUCUUUCUUUCUUUCUUUCUUUCUUUCUUUAAACAAUUCCAACCUUUCUAUACAGACUCUACUCUGUUCCUUCUCUUUUCUACCUUCUUUUUUCUUUUUUCUUUCUUUCUUUUCUUUUUUCUUUCUUUCUUUCUUUCUUUUAAAACAAUUCCAACCUUUCUAUACAGACUCUGUUCCUUCUCUUUUCUACCUUAAUUCUUUCUUUCUUUCUUUUCUUUCUUUCUUUCUUUCUUUCUUUCUUUUUUCUUUAAACAAUUUCAACCUUUCUAUACAGACUCUACUCUUUCCUUCUCUUUUCUACCUUAAUUCCUUUCUUUUCUUUCUUUCUUUAAACAAUUCCAACCUUUCUAUACAGACUCUACUCUGUUCCUUCUCUUUUUCUACCUUAAUUCCUUUCUUUCUUUCUUUCUUUCUUUCUUUCUUUCUUUCUUUUCUUUCUUUAAACAAUUCCAACCUUUCUAUACAGACUCUACUCUUUCUUCCUUCUCUUUUCUACCUUAAUUUCCUUUCUUUCUUUCUUUCUUUAAACAAUUCCAACCUUUCUAUACAGACUCUGUUCCUUCUCUUUUCUACCUUAAUUCCUUUCUUUCUUUCUUUCUUUCUUUCUUUCUUUCUUUCUUUCUUUCUUUCUUUCUUUAAACAAUUCCAACCUUUCUAUACAGACUCUGUUCCUUCUCUUUUCUACCUUAAUUCCUUUCUUUCUUUCUUUAAACAAUUUUCUUUCUUUCUUACAGACUCUACUCUGUUCCUUCUCUUUUCUACCUUAAUUCCUUUCUUUCUUUCUUUCUUUUUCUUUCUUUCUUUCAAGCAAUUCCUUUCUUUUCUACCUUUUUCCUUUCUUUCUUUUACCUUAGACUCUGUUCCUUCUCUUUUCUACCUUUCUUUCUUUCUUUUCUUUCUUUCUUUCUUUAAAACAAUUCCAACCUUUCUAUACAGACUCUGUUUCCUUCUCUUUUCUACCUUAAUUCCUUUCUUUCUUUUUUCUUUCUUUAAACAAUUCCAACCUUUCUAUACAGACUCUGUUCCUUCUCUUUUCUACCUUAUUCCUUUCCUUUCUUUCUUUUCUUUCUUUAAACAAUUCCAACCUUUCUUCUACAGACUCUGUUCCUUCUCUUUUCUACCUUAUUCCUUUCUUUCUUUCUUUCUUUCUUUUCUUUACUCUGUUCCUUCUCUUUUCUACCUUAAUUCCUUUCUUUCUUUCUUUCUUUCUUUCUUUUUUCUUUCCUUUCUUUCUUUAAACAAUUUCAAACCUUUCUAUACAGACUCUGUUCCUUCUCUUUUCUACCUUAAUUCCUUUCUUUCUUUCUUUCUUUUAAACAAUUCCAACCCUUUUCUUACAGACUCUAUUUCCUUCUCUUUUUCUACCUUAAUUUCCUUUCUUUCUUUCUUUCUUUCUUUCUUUCUUUCUUUUUCCUUUCUUUCUUUUCUUUUCUUUAAACAAUUUAACAACCUUUCUUUAAAGAAUUUCUGUUUCUUCUCUUUUCUUACUUUCUUAAUUCCUUUUCCUUUCUUUUCUUUCUUUCUUUCUUUCUUUCUUUCUUUAAACCUUUCCAACCUUUCUAAGACUCUGUUCCUUCUCUUUUCUACCUUAAUUCCUUUUUUCUUUCUUUCUUUAAACAAUUCCAACCUUUCUAUACAGACUCUGUUUCCUUCUCUUUUUCUACCUUAA
Molecule: messenger RNA, 4929 nt
Organism: Acanthosepion pharaonis
Lineage: Eukaryota; Metazoa; Mollusca; Cephalopoda; Sepiida; Sepiidae
Source: the annotation of a GenBank genome assembly